Messenger RNA from Serpula lacrymans var. lacrymans S7.9, 1240 nucleotides. RefSeq lists its product as uncharacterized. Bases 49 to 930 code for a protein of 293 amino acids. The record is from RefSeq and is a predicted model, not a curated record. The transcript is spliced from 5 exons. NCBI's taxonomy places the organism in Eukaryota, Fungi, Basidiomycota, Agaricomycetes, Boletales, Serpulaceae.
GUGUCUGGAUACUCAAGUAAAACAACGCUUAUCGCCAACUCAUUCACCAUGUGGCAGUCCGAUGCUAGCUCUUCUGCAUGUCCACUCACAAUUCCUUUCGCUCUAAUAUUUCCGACAACUUACCAGGACGGUGGCCAGGAAUAUUCUCUCCCUCCAACUUUCGAAAGUGUAGACAGCCCCGCAUCAUGUUCAUAUACUCUCACUGUUUCUCUCUCAAAACCUCGGCAACUUCUCUCAUUCUUGACGCAAAAUGAAACAUUAUCUAUUCCUCUACAAUAUUACCCGCGCUCCCGUCCUCAUUCACCCAUGUUACCAAAUGGGUUAUCCUUCAUGUCCACCGUAAAAUCGUCGCCGGAAGAGUGGCAUCAAGUUAUGUGCACAAUGAACUCGGUACCAAGUUCUGGUAUUCUUUUCAUCCCAUCUGUGCAAGUCUUCGCGCUAACAGAUACGAUACCUUUCCACCUACAACUCCGUGCGCCAAUGUCCUCAUUAUCUGCAUUUAUUUCCCAUGUGUCUUCUCCGACGGGGUCCAACUCGAGUUCAGGAAUAAGUGGUGCUACCGUUCGAGUUUACCUUUCUCGCCAGAUGACAGUUAAAGUCGGCGAUCAGAAAAAUAUUCGCAAACGAGUCCUAGGUGAAGGAACGUUACGGGCCUUGUCGUCUUCUAGUGAAGUCAAACCUCUAUUUCGACAUUCUUCUUCGAAGGACGGCUUGGACACGCUAGACUGGGAAGGUGAAGUGCAAUGUAGCAGGGAAAUUACCACUCCUGCAUUCUGUACUCCCCAGUUUGCUGUAAAGUCAAUUUUCUCAUCUCAGGACUCUAUCGUAUUGUUAAUUACACCCCCACAACCUCUCACGUCACCUCUACUCCGAUUACACCACGAACAUUCCAUUCGCCUUGUCACAGAUCCUUGGUCUGACCGGGGCUGAAAAUCCAUGUUACGCAGAUACAAGUGAUGGCGAUAGACUGCGAGCAGGCAUCUGUCUUGUUUCUCUCAUUUUUUUUUUGCAUCCUUAUAAAAUCGCGAGGCCCAAAUCCAGUUCCUCCCUGUCUUGAAGUUUGUAGCCCAACACUCAUGCCUAGAUAUUAUAUCUCAUAUCUCCAGCUUCCCAUAUCAGUUUUCAAGCAUCAUAUAAUACUGUAUCAAAUAAUCAAUUUUUGUCAACGCUUUGCCCUUCAUUGUAAUGGUUAACAUUAUACGGAUGACUUGAUUGGAAUACACCAUCAUCACAGUGUGUC